AUGCUGCUCAUCAAGCUGGGCCGCUCACCAGACGAGGUCAUAACGGUUUCUCCGGCCGACGACGCCCGCAUCCUUCGCCGCAUCGAUCUCGCUCUGCUUCCACUUAUGCUCUCUGUAUACUUCCUCCAGGCCCUCGACAAAGCUACGUUAUCAUAUGCAUCGAUAUUUGGCCUGAUCGAUGACACGGACCUAGUGGGCGACGAGUUCUCGUGGCUCGGCAGCAUUGUUUUUCUGGCUCAGCUUAUUAUGCAGCUGCCCUUGGCUUGGGCCCUAGUUAAGCUCCCAGUCGGCAAAUUCACGAGCGUCAUGGUGCUCGCUUGGGGUAUUACUUUGACCUUGAUGACAUGGGCUCAUAAUUUUGGACAGCUCAUGGUUGCCCGCUUCUUUUUGGGUGCUUUUGAGGCUUGCGUGGGACCAGCCUUUGUUGCUAUUACGCAGAUGUGGUGGAGACGACGAGAGCAAACACUGAGAAUCGGAUCUUGGUACUGCAUGAACGGCUUGACUUGGGUGUUUGGAAGUCUUAUUACAUAUGGACUGGCUAGUAUUCAUUCAUCUUUGAGGCCAUACCAGAUUAUCUUUCUCUUCUUUGGUAUUGUUACGGUCGCGGUCUCGGGGGCUAUGUUCUUCUGGAUGCCGGAUUCCCCUACCGAAGCGAAAUUCCUCACCGACGAUGACAAGGUUAUUGCUAUAGAGCGUCUUCGCAAUAAUCAAAUGGGAGUCAUGUCACGAGAGUGGAGAUAUGCUCACUUUUUCGAAACCCUGAGAGACGUCAAAACCUGGUUAUGGGUCAUCAUGAUCUUCUGCAUCUCAGUGCCUUCCAACGGCAUAUCCACCUUUGGGCCACUCAUUAUCCAAAGUUUUGUGACGGACCCAUUCCAGACAAUACUGUUCAACGUUCCAGUGGGCUUCUCUCACGUUUUGGUAGUUUCAUUGAGCGCGUAUGUCUCAAUGAAGUGGAAGCUCAAAGGACCAGUCAUUGCCAUCUUGUGUAUCCCGCCAAUCAUCGGCUUUUCGAUCCUGCUGCAUUUUCCACAUGAUAUUGAGCAUAGAGCAGUCCUACUUGCUGGGUAUUUCUGUCUUUCCACUUUUACAGGCAUAACACCACUCAUCUACUCCUGGUCGGCGCAAAAUACAGCUGGAGAUACGAAGCGCAAAUGCACAUCAGCACUCGUGUUCAUUGGUUCAUCUGCCGGCAACAUUAUUGGUCCUUUGCUUUUUACGCCAGACGAAGCGCCCUCAUAUUCACGAGGCUUGCGCGCAAACGUUGUGUUUUUUACCAUGGUCAUUGUCCUUGUGGGGAUUACAUCUCUAUAUCUGAAAUAUCUCAACUCACAUCACGCCAAGCGCAGAGUGGCACUAGGGAAGAGUGCAGUUGUUUUAGAUAUGAGCUUAGAGACCGCAGAGGAGGUGGAGCGCAUGGAAGCAUUAGAGCGAGCGAUGCGAGAGGGAACCCAGAGGCUGUCUGUGGAAAAUGGAGAUACCCGGCUUGAAGGGGACGAUGAAGAGAGCGGUGUUCAAACUGAUGAUGCCAAGGGCCGAAAGGCUUUUGCCGAUAUUACAGACCUCGAGAAUGAGGAUUUUGUGUUUGUAUUUUGA
Molecule: messenger RNA, 1596 nt
Organism: Trichoderma asperellum CBS 433.97
Lineage: Eukaryota; Fungi; Ascomycota; Sordariomycetes; Hypocreales; Hypocreaceae
Biological process (GO): transmembrane transport
Cellular component (GO): membrane
Molecular function (GO): transmembrane transporter activity
Source: RefSeq, a predicted model, not a curated record